Molecule: messenger RNA, 3548 nt
Organism: Scleropages formosus (Asian bonytongue)
Lineage: Eukaryota; Metazoa; Chordata; Actinopteri; Osteoglossiformes; Osteoglossidae
Gene: sxph
Product: saxiphilin
Exons: 16
Coding region: 253-2478 (741 amino acids)
Biological process (GO): iron ion transport
Cellular component (GO): plasma membrane; recycling endosome; early endosome
Source: RefSeq, a predicted model, not a curated record
GCGAAGCGUAUGGUACCAUUUCAAAGCGGAGCGCAAUGUGUCGCACAUGUGUGUUUCCAGGUGCAAAAUAAAUGCCAUGGAUAACGGAAAAUAUUUUCCAUUUGGCGAGAGCAGCGCAGCGAGAAACGCACCUUUACUAAACUUUACUCGCACUUCACACACAUUGAAUUCCGCGUCGCACGCGGAGAGGCGAGCUGCCGAACGAACCCCGCCGUCAUCUGAUCUGUCGCUCGGGCUCUUCGUCAGGACGCGAUGAAACGGCUCUUCAUCCUCGCGCUCGUCGCCUGCGCGUGCUGCUCUCGUGCUUCGGGUAAGAAGACGCGCUGGUGCACAGUGUCAGAAGCGGAGCAGAAGAAGUGUGCUGAUCUGGCGAAGGCCCUGGCAACAGUGCUGCCCCCUGGAGUGCUGGCCACCUUCGGCAGGAUGUCCUGCGUGCGGGCCUACAGCACGGCUGACUGCAUAAGCAAGAUCUGGGCCAACCGCGCUGAUGCCGUUACCUUGGACGCCGGGGAGGUUUACACAGCAGUGAAGCAGUUUGACCUCACCGCAGUCGCCAAGGAGAUCUACAGAGAUGGGGGCUGUGUGUUUGCUGUUGCUGUGGUAAGGAAUGGCGACUUGAACAUCCGCUCGCUGAAAGGCCACCGGAGCUGUCACAGCGGUGUCCGUUGGACCGCAGGCUGGAACCUGCCACUUGGAUUCCUGCUCUCCCGCAACUACCUGCACUGGGCUGAGGAGCAGCCCCUGAGCCAGGUGGUCAGCGAGUUCUUCAAUGCCAGCUGUGCUCCAGGCACCAGAACCAUGGCAACCAGCCUGUGUGCACUGUGCCAGGGGGAGAAGUCAUAUGUCCCCCACCGUAACAGCCACUGUGAGACCUCCCACAAUGAGCCCUUCUUCAACAGCCAGGGAGCCCUAAGAUGUCUUCGCACCGGCAAAGGGGAUGUGGCAUUUGUGGACCACAUAGCCCUGGAGAACAUUGAUGAGCAGGAGAAGGGCCAUUACAGGCUGCUCUGCACAAACGGCUCACUGGCCCCACUCAGCGACUUCGGCCGCUGUAACCUGGGCCAGGGGCCUGGCGGGGGGGUUGUCACACGGUUCAACUACCGCAGAGUCAUCCGCAAGUUCCUCACCACAAUACAGGUGGCUUUCGGUCGUCAAGGGCGGCAGAGGGAGCGAUUCCAGCUGUUUGAGUCACGCCCCUAUGGCACUGGCAACCUGCUCUUCCAAGAUGCAACGCACAAACUGGCAAUUCUGAACGAUGACAGCGACAUGAGCCAGGUUCUGGGAUUGGACUACAUGGCUCUGCUGAAGGGGCUGAGGCAUGAAGGAAGCACACUGGAGGACAGUGUGAUCCGCUGGUGCUGCAUCAGUGCUGCCGAACAGCACAAGUGUGAGCAGUGGGCCCUGAGCGUCAAGUCGGAUCCGCUGGUUUGCGUUAGGGCUUCUUCCAUGAGCAACUGCAUCGAGAAGAUCAAGAGGGAUGAAGUGGAUGCUGUUUCACUGGACGCCACCCACGCUUUUAUUGCGGGCAAGUGUGGCCUGGUGCCAGUGGCAACAGAAUACUACGGCGAGAAGUGUUUGUCCUGGAAAAACAGAACUGCUGAAAUCGCCAGCUUUAAGAGUGAUGGCGAGGAAAUGUUUCUGCCCAUGUUCGCAGUGGCAGUGGUGCGGCGCUCCAGCAAGAACUUGCUGUUCGAGAACCUGGAGGGCCGCCGCUCCUGCCAUGGUCACAUGUACAGUCCAGCUGGCUGGCUGCUCCCUGCCAGACACAUUGUUGGGUCCCAGCCCAACAGCAGUGCCCCCUGUGAUCCCACCCUGGUGUACAGCCAGGUGUUCUGGAAGGGCUGUCUGCCUGGUUCCAAGGGAGGGCUCUGCAAAGUAUGCGUGGGGGGCAAGGUGGAGCCUGGAAGCAAACGCUGUGUUGACAAUCACAAUGAGCGUUACUAUGGAAACAUGGGAGCUUUGAGGUGUCUGGUUGGAGACCCGAGUGGGAAGAGCUAUGGUGAUGUGGCCUUCCUGGAGCAGCACAACCUAGAGGACAACAUUCAUGGGCUGAGCUCCAGUGGCUGGGCUGAGGGCUGGCUGCCCGAGGACUUUGAGCUGCUCUGUGGAGAUGGGCGACGGGCCCCCUUGUCCCAGUGGGAGAGCUGCCACCUGGGAGCUAUCCCGCCCAGCGUGAUCAUGACCCGUCCUGUGCUUACCAGCCGCGUGUACAACUUCCUCAUGAAGUCGCAGGAGACUCUGGAAUCCCACCUAGACUUGGAAUUCCAGCUUUUUGAGUCGCAGUCGUACGGAGAGAGCGACCUCCUCUUCAAAGACGCCACUCGCUGCCUGAUAUACACCAGCCACCUGGACUAUCGCACUAUCCUGGGGGAGGAGUUCCAUGAAGCUGUCGAGGCUGUGUUCAACUGCACACGCGCUGGUGGGUCAUCCUUACUACUACUCCUUCAGACCGAGGGAGGUCCUGUUUUUCCCACUUGAUGCAGAACUAAACCGUUUUCAUUGUGUUGCUAUAUGCUGUAAGACUGUGCAAAAAGUCACAUCGGUGAGGAAUGGACACAUGUUUUCUGCACGUGUUUCUCCUCUUGCAGAGACCUUGGAGUUCUGCCACCGUGAUGUAUGCAGCAUAUUCUGAGCAUCCCACCGGGGGACGUAACGCAAAGCAGCACUGCAGCCAUGUUUUUGAAGGUCCUAGUAUAUCGUGCUUUAGUGUAGAAGCAGGAAGACUGGGAUGUAACCUGAUACACUAUGUAGCCAAGUCUCAAUGAGUUUCACAUGUGUUGAGUUUGUUUUCUUAAUUUCAAAGACUUGCAAACUUUAGCUUAGUAACGUAAUAAAAUAUGUAAGGAUAACAAUACUGGCAAUAACUUUGAGAGAAUCUGUCUCAAUUGAUGAAUUCUACAUAAUUGUCCUUAAGAAGCACUACUUACAAAUUGAACUAUCCCUGCAAAAUAACAUUCUAAAGGUCUUCUCAAAAGCAUGGAAAUGUGUAAUCCAAUAAUGUAUUUUUAAUUUUAUUAUAUAUUUGAAAACUCACUGUUUGUCUAAGAGAUUUCUAUUAAACUGAACAAAUCUAAAAAUCUGAAAUGUAUACUUAAAAAGCUAAGAUUCAUUAACUUAUACAUUCUCAUUAACCGCUUAUUAAUUCAUGGUCACAAUGGUCUGGAGCUGAUUUCAAAAACACAGCAUGAAGCAGGGUACCCUUGAUGGGAUGACAUUCCACUGCACGGAAAAAGUACCAUUAAAGCCUAUAUUAAUUUAAUACGAUGGUGGUGCUUUAGAUCCAAGUUGUCACUACAGUUAUAUUUUGCAUGGUGUUGGGAUGGUACAGUGGUUUAUUGGGUUGAUAUGAGAGCUGUGGGUUUUAAUUUGCCCCAGGUGCUACAUUCAGCUGUGAAUAUUGGCAGUAAUCAGAAGCACAUAGCCAUUCCCAUUUUUUUCCAACAGUGUCUCAUGUGUUUGUAUUCCUUUGAGAUUGGCCAGUAAUUGUAUGACAUUUCCAUGAACUUCAUAUAUUAAUGACACAAACUGAAUAUUGCUUUGCAAAUAAU